Messenger RNA from Lecanosticta acicola, 1938 nucleotides. NCBI's taxonomy places the organism in Eukaryota, Fungi, Ascomycota, Dothideomycetes, Mycosphaerellales, Mycosphaerellaceae. The record is from the annotation of a GenBank genome assembly.
AUGAGCGCGUCGCCCGCCCCUGCGCCCUCGGGCCCAAACUCGACCACUCCAAAUACCGGCGGACCAGCUCCAGUGGUGCGCAGAAAAGCUCCCAAGACCAGCAUCUUCAACACCAAGAAGCCUGUCCGCAAGGCAGCACCCGCUCGACCACCCACUCAACGCUCAGCACCUCCAUCUGCCCCAAACCCAGCGCCCGCGCCCCCUACCACUCAGACCACAGCGGCGCAGGACGCCGAUGGAGAGUGGGACGAAUUCCCCAUCUUUAUCAGGAAGAGCAGUCUGGAGGAAGGCCUGCGGCACCAUGCGCUCAAAUUGCGAAGCCGCCUGGACGAGCAGAGCGGCAAGCCAAUGGUAGUCGACCCCUAUGAUGAGAGCCAAUUUACACGACCACUGCGGCUUCAUCGGCGCUAUGCACGUGACAAGAUGGAGACAGGUGAGCAGUCUGAAGCGGAUGGGAUUGAUGACACUGAGCGCGAGGCGUUGUACAAGCGCCGCGCGGAGCGUCAAGCCGAGCGAGAGGAGAAUCAGAAGUUGAUAGCCCCGACCGGCGGCGACUCGAGCAAGCCUACCAAGAAAAAGAACCAAAAGAAGGUCGAAGAAGGCAGAGAUGAAAGCAAUCCUGCGCGCCAGAAGAGACAGCAGCUUCGCUAUGAGGAAGCGCGCCCAUGGCAUCUUGAGGACUUUGAGGGGAAGAAUAUGUGGGCGGGAAGCUACGAAAGCGCACUCUCCGAGAGCAGUAUCAUGCUGCGGCUCGAUCGGGACGGCUUCCGCAUGGUACCCAUCGAGAAGUGGUAUCAAUUCGUACAAACGGGCAAGGUUAAGAGUGAUCUGACCUCGGAUGACAUCGAGAAGCUUAUGAAUAAGAAGGUCCGAAUGGACAGAUGGGGCUUGGGCACUCAAAAAGCGAACGAGGAAGCUCGCCGGGAGGAAAUGCGGCGCGUGGCGGAGCAGCGCAGGAUGCGCGACGAAGAUGACGAGCCGCGGUUGGAGGACCGCGCUGAGUUUGACGCUGACCGCGAUAUGCUCGACAUGGACUGGAAGGACGAGUUUCAAGAUGAUGAUGAAGGCGUGCUCAUCCAAGGUGACGAAGGCGAAGAUGAGAAGGAAAUAGAGCAAAAGCUUUGGAUGGAGAUGCGUGCAGCUGGCCUGGGCGGUACGGGUGUGAAAGAAGAGGAUUUAGACCCAGAGGAGGAGGAGCGCCAGAAGCAGAUUGCUGAGGAGGAAGAGAAGAAGAAAGCGCGUAGACUGCGCAAGCAGCUGAAGAAGCGCGAGCACAGGGGCGAAUAUGAGUCUGAUUCGGACGAUCUCGACUCUGACACCGAGGAGGAGGAAGACGAAGAGAAGAAGAAGGAGGAGGCCGCCAAGGCUGCUCUUCCGAACGGCGAUAAGUCUGGUGCCUCAUCGCGUGGAACGAAUACGCCGUCUGGACGACCAGAGAAGCGGCCAAAUCCAGAUCUCUCGGAUGCUAGCGGCAACGAGUCCAGCCGCAAGAAAGCGAAACUGAAUGGCAGCGCUGGUUUGGGCAAGGCACACGGAGGCGCUCGCUCGCUUUCUCCCGAUGCUGCCAAGACGAAGCCUCGUUCGACCGGCGGUUCCGGCAGUGGCAGUGACACUGACACCUCCCGCCCUGGCCGUCCUAAGCUGAAGCUCAGGAACAGCCCGCCAUCUGGUAACACGCCAAAUGGCUCUCGCGCAGCUUCGCCAGCCGCCUCCGGCAGUCGCGCACAGAGCCCUAACACGAACGGGGCUACAAAAUCGGCUUUUCCAACUAUCGAAGAAGUCAAAGCUGCGAUUCCACCGACGGGUAUCGAGAUCAAGGCUCUCGUUGGCCUCUUCAAGGCGAAGGUUGGUAACCGGUCUGCCGAGUUCAUUGCGCUGGUCAAGUCUGCUGGCGUUCAGGACAAGAGAGCCCCCGGCCGGAUUUUGCCCAAGGCGUAG